CCCCUUGAGCCCGGCAGUCGGGCUGGCGGCUCCCCUCAAAGGCCACUGUGGGCCUCCCGGGCUGCAGCACCCUCGUUGGGCCGGGACACCUACACUGGCGCUGAGGCCGGCUGGCCGACCCUUGGGUGCAGCUUUCCAACGGCAACACUUGGGACCAAGGUCCUUGCUGAAUGAAAAACAAAGGCCUGUUUACAGAAGGUGGCGCCUGCAUCUCCGCUCCGUGGCCACCUGUGGCGGGGGCCACUCUGGGCACCGUGGAGGGUGCCCAUCCCGCAGGAGCGUGGCACCUGCUCCACUGGGGGCGCUCGGCCCAAGGUCCUGUGUGAGCCGCCGGGCCUCCCCGGCCACCGCAAACCACACUGGCCAGGUGCACCCGUGUCCUUGUUCCCGGCCUCCCUCCAUGCGUGCAGGGUGCCCAGUCUCCUGCCAGUUUGUAGGAGGGGUCUCAGAUACGGAGGCAAGCCUGAGCUGACGGGGGCUGGACCUUGUUCUGGGAAAGACAGUUUCCUGAAGGUGUUGUCUGCCCUGGGCAGUCAGGGAAUUCAGCCAGCCCUCCUUGGUGACCACAAGGGCCCAGGGCAUGAGGGGUGCUGGGUCAGCCGGGCGCUCGGCUGGCUGUCCAGAGCUCUCAGUCUCGCCCAGUCCAGCCCCACCUGCCUCCCCCCAGCCCUGCCUAGGUGUGGGGUGUCUGUGGCAGCAGCCCCCAGCCAACAAUAACGGUUGGUAGCAGGACUGGGCGAGCCGGCUGGGCAGGUCCUUGGUGUUCCUGUGUGCCAGGGGCCGCCCCCUCCCAGUCUCAAGGUCUCGUCCUAUCGCUGGACCUGCUGUAGUUCAGCAGGAUCCCGGGCCCCAGGAGAAGGUGAGGCCAGGCCCUCCAGCACCCGAGGGCCGAGCCCCCGUUGUCAUGGCCAGCCUGGGGAAUCCCAGGGAUGGGGAGGCCCAGGAAGAAGAGGGGGAGGAGGAUGGAGGCCCUGUGGGGCCCCGCGCGGCCAUGCUGGCGCAGGCCCAGGAGCUGUUCCUGCUGUGUGACAAGGAGGCCAAGGGCUUCAUCACCCGGCACGACCUGCAGGGCUUGCAGAGUGACCUGCCCCUCACACCGGAGCAGCUGGAGGCUGUGUUUGAAAGUCUGGACCAGGCACACACAGGCUUCCUCACUGCCCGAGAGUUCUGCCUUGGCCUGGGGAAGUUUGUGGGGGUGGAGUCAGCCCAGGGUGCACUGCCCUCUCUGGCUUCUGAGGAAACCUUUGAGUCGGGCUGGUCAGAGGUGCAAGGCACGGUGGGCUCCCUGGAGGAGGAAGAGGAGGAAGAGGAGAGAUUCUUCUCUGCACUGGAGCAGCUCGGGGUGGCCCGGGUCCUGAGCGAGCAGCGGGCGGCUCGGACCCUUUGGACCCGGCUGCAGCAGGAGCAGCCCGAGCUCCUAGGAUACUUCGAGGACGUUCUGAUUCGAGCGUCCGCCUGCCUGGAGGAGGCGGCCCGAGAGCGAGACGGCCUGGAGCAGGCUCUGAGGCGGCGGGAGUGCGAGCACGAGAGGGAGGUGCGGUGUCUGUACGAGGAGACUGAGCAGCAGCUCCGCCAGCAGCGCCAGCGCCUGCGAAGUCAGGACCUGCCCCGGGAGGAGCCGAGAGGCCGUCUGGAGCUGGACCUGCAGAGACGAGAGCAGGAGCUGGAGCGCGCGGGCCUGCGGCAGCGAGAGCUGGAGCAGCAGCUACAGACCCGGGCCGCGGAGCAGCUGGAGGCGCAGGCGCAGAACGCGCAGCUGUGGCUGGCCAACGAGGCGCUGCGGGCGCAGCUGGAGGCCGCUCAGCAGCAGCUCCGCCGCCUGGAGGGGGACACGCAGAGCCGCCAGGAGCAAGCCCUACGAGAUGUGGUUGCGGUCUCGAGGAACAUGCAGAAAGAGAAGGUCAGCCUCCUGCGGCAGCUGGAGCUCCUCAGGUUCGGUCCUGCUGAGGUCACGCCAGGGAAGGGGCUCCGUGCAGCUGCGGGCUCCCCGAUGUCCCUGAACGCUGCCUGCCUUACUGGAGCUGAACACGCGGCUACGAGACGAGAGGGACGCCUGCGAGAACCAGCAGCCGGGCCGUGGCCUCAGGAAGACUCUGGCCUCUGCCCGCCUGCCCGGGCCCACCUGCUGCUGCUGCUGCUGUAGCGACUGGACCCGACCCCCCAGACGUGGCUCAGGCCACCUUCCCAGUGCCCGAUGACCAGUGCCCCCGUGACUCACAGGGCGUUAACCUGGAAAAGCUGACCCUUGAAAGUGACUCAGCGUGGCUGGAGCUGCCCGUCCAGGAUGCGGGCCCUCCCUGUGGGGAUGUCCAGCCUGCCUGGUCACAGACAUGGAGGAACUAACCCAGGACGAUCAGGGCCCCCUGUGCCACCUUUCUGGUACUCAUCCUGUCCCCAUCCUGUCCAAUCCGUCUCUGUCCAGCAUAAGCCAUCCCCUCCUCCAAAUAAACUCCGCCAACUGCACGACAAC
This is a messenger RNA of Artibeus jamaicensis (Jamaican fruit-eating bat), 2470 nucleotides long. RefSeq names its product calcium release activated channel regulator 2B (gene CRACR2B). Gene Ontology annotation, molecular function: calcium ion binding. The record is from RefSeq and is a predicted model, not a curated record. Lineage: Eukaryota; Metazoa; Chordata; Mammalia; Chiroptera; Phyllostomidae. The transcript has 10 exons. Bases 905 to 2143 code for a protein of 412 amino acids.